UGUUCGGGAGUAUGAUCGGGCUCGGAUGUCUGGUAAGGGCCCUUCUCACAUGUUGAAGUUAGCCGGUGGGGACAUAUGUCGGUUGGUAGCGACUUGGAGAUAUCUCGUGGAGCACGGUAGGAAUGUGGAAGCUAGUAAGGAAGAGGAUCGUGCUCGAAGUCAAGCACGUGAGGAUGAGCUUCUAAGUCAGUUGGAGGAGGCGCGGUCCGAUCUCGCUCUACGCUCUGAAGAGCUUGCUCGGAGGACAGAGGAGCUUGCUGAGAGGACAGAGGAGCUCGAGGUUAUCCGGGGUGAUGCGAAGGCGUAUAAGGAUGAUGUUCAUAAGUUGAACGAAUGCUACGAUCAACUCAAAGAGAAAUACGAAGUUGAGAAGGCGACGGGGAAGAGGUUCCUCACGACAUCGGGUGGUGCGGCUUAUAAGGAGUCUAUUGUGGAGGAGACUAAAGCUAGUUUCCGAGGUAGUGAUGAGUGUGCUGCUAUGAUUGAGGAGCACGCACUGGCUGUGGUUUAUAAGCCAUUAGUGCGUGCUUGUCGCAAAUAUCUGCGCGAUGCGGGUGGGAUCAGCGAGGAAGUGAUUCGUGGGAUGGAAGCUGGCAUAUCCGAUGAAGAGGAGGAUGAGGUAGAUGUCAAUGGGACGGGCACAGAGCUCGUGAAUGACAUGGUUGCGGGUGACUCUACUGUGGUUACGUCUUCCGCUCGCGGUAGGGGAGCUUAGACUUAUCUGUUAGGAUAGCUAACUUUUCCCUUUUAUUUUUUAUUGCUAUUAUUUUUUUUUUAUGGAUUUCGUAUUUUAUUUUUAUCGCUGAUGUAGAUGGGUAUGUCCACUACUAUUUCGUUUGAGUUUUUCCGUGUUUGACUUUGAAGAUUAAUAUUUUGCUUUAUUUAUUUUGACAUUGUCAAGAAUUAUUGCGUUGCUUAUAUGUAUUUACAUUUUAGCAUUGUACGCGAUGCACUUGAGGAGGGGAUCAGUCUCCCAAGGUUUUUGUUAAGGGUCGUGCCCUUUGUUCGGACCGCUUGGGUCUUAAAUAUAUUUGUCCGUGGCCACGCUUUAAAAUUUA
Messenger RNA from Erythranthe guttata (spotted monkey flower), 1058 nucleotides. The record is from RefSeq and is a predicted model, not a curated record. NCBI's taxonomy places the organism in Eukaryota, Viridiplantae, Streptophyta, Magnoliopsida, Lamiales, Phrymaceae.